Messenger RNA from Centropristis striata (black sea bass), 495 nucleotides. RefSeq names its product ribosomal protein L35a (gene rpl35a). Gene Ontology annotation, molecular function: structural constituent of ribosome. Lineage: Eukaryota; Metazoa; Chordata; Actinopteri; Perciformes; Serranidae. Gene Ontology annotation, biological process: cytoplasmic translation; ribosomal large subunit biogenesis. The record is from RefSeq and is a predicted model, not a curated record. The transcript is spliced from 5 exons. The coding region runs from base 104 to 436 and encodes 110 amino acids. Gene Ontology annotation, cellular component: cytosolic large ribosomal subunit; ribosome.
GCGGUCACCUCUGUUCACCAUAAUUUCCCAGCAUUCCUUUCGCACUUCCUUUUCCUCCAUCUUUCUCCUCAGUGACGGUGGACUCACCUGGAGAAGACUAACCAUGCCUGGAAGACUGUGGAGUAAGGCUAUCUUCACCGGUUAUAAACGCGGUCUGAGGAACCAGCGUGAACACACGGCUCUCCUGAAGCUGGAGGGAUGCUACAGCAGAGACGAGGUCGACUUCUACCUCGGCAAACGCUGCGCGUACGUCUACAAGGCCAAGAAGAACACGGUGACGCCGGGCGGGAAGCCCAAUAAGACCCGUGUGAUCUGGGGGAAGGUGACCCGGGCCCAUGGCAGCAGCGGGAUGGUCAGAGCCAAGUUCAGCAGCAACCUGCCGGCUAAAGCCAUCGGACACAGAAUCAGAGUGAUGCUGUAUCCGUCUCGAGUCUGAGAGGAAACGAGCUGCAGAUUCUUUGUUUGUACAGAAACAAUAAAAACUGAUCAACGCUG